CUGGUUCUUCCUACUGAAAAAUCCUAAGUAUUCAGGGACACUCUUCUGGAGAUAUCUCCAGACGCUCCUUCUGGUGACCAUGGGGAAGAGAGUGGCCAUCAUCGGAGCUGGCAUCAGUGGAUUGGCCUCCAUCCGGUGCUGCCUGGAAGAGGGGCUGGAGCCCACCUGCUUUGAGAGGAGCAAUGAUGUUGGUGGCCUGUGGAAAUUCUUGGACCAUGCCGAAGAAGGCAGGGCAAGCAUUUACCAGUCUGUAUUCACCAACUCUUCCAAAGAGAUGAUGUGCUUUCCAGACUUCCCAUAUCCCGAUGAUUACCCCAACUACAUGCACCACAGCAAACUCCAGGAAUAUAUAAAGACAUUCGCUCAAAAGAAGAAUCUUUUAAGAUACAUACAGUUUGAGACCCUGGUUUCUAGUAUAAAGAAAUGUCCCAGCUUCUUAGUCACUGGACAAUGGGAAGUUGUUUCAGAAAAGGAUGGGAAACAGGAAUCUACUAUUUUUGAUGCUGUAAUGAUUUGUUCAGGACAUCAUGUAUACCCUAAUCUACCAACUGAUUCUUUUCCUGGCCUACACCAGUUUCAAGGCCACUAUCUCCACAGCAGGGACUACAAAGACCCGGAUGCCUUCAAGGGGAAAAGGGUCCUUGUGAUCGGCCUGGGGAACUCGGGAUCUGACAUUGCUGUUGAGCUCAGUCGGCUGGCUGCACAGGUCAUUAUCAGCACCAGAAGUGGCUCCUGGGUCAUGAGCCGGGUUUGGGAUGAUGGCUAUCCUUGGGACAUGGUAUAUGUUACCCGCUUUGCGUCAUUUCUCCGGAAUGCCCUUCCUGCGUUUGUCUCUGACUGGUUAUAUGUGAAGAAGAUGAACACGUGGUUUAAGCAUGAGAACUAUGGCCUGAUGCCUUUAAAUGGUCCCCUGAGAAAAGAGCCUGUGUUCAAUGACGAGCUCCCGUCCCGCAUCCUGUGUGGUACUGUGUCCAUCAAGCCCGGUGUGAAGGAGUUUACAGAGACCUCGGCCGUAUUUGAGGAUGGGACCGUGCUUGAGGCCAUCGACUCCAUCAUCUUUGCGACAGGCUAUGAUUAUGCCUACCCCUUCCUUGAUGACUCCAUCAUCAAAAGCAGAAACAAUGAGGUCACCUUGUUUAAAGGCAUCUUCCCCCCACUAAUGGAGAAGCCAACCUUGGCUGUGAUUGGCCUUGUCCAGUCCCUUGGGGCUGCCAUCCCCACAGCUGACCUCCAGGCUCGCUGGGCUGCUAAAGUGUUUGCAGACUCAUGCACCUUGCCAUCUACAAAUGAAAUGAUGGAUGAUAUUGAUGAGAAAAUGGGGAAGAAACUCAAGUGGUUUGGCCAGAGCCAGACUUUGCAAACAGAUUAUAUCACAUACAUGGAUGAGCUGGGCUCCUUCAUAGGAGCCAAGCCUAACAUACUGUGGCUCUUCCUGACUGACCCGCAGCUGGCCCUGGAAGUGUACUUCGGCCCUUGCAGCCCAUACCAGUUUCGACUGGUGGGACCAGGGAAGUGGGAUGGGGCCAGAAAUGCCAUCCUGACUCAGUGGGACCGGACAAUAAAGCCAACCAGGAUGAGAGCUGUCGGGGAAGCUCAGAGACCCCAACACUUUUAUAAUUUGCUCAGAAUGCUUUCAUUCUCAGUGCUUUUGCUGGCUGUUUGGCUUACAUUUUAUUAAUAAGAAAGUCCUUUACAUCUCAGAGUUUAGCUUAAAAGUUUAAUUACUCAGAUAUGUAUAUAGUUUAAUUGUAGGCAUGUACACAUAUGCAUACAUAAAAUCUCAGAGCCACUCUUUGCCUUCCUGCAGAUGUAAAAAUGAAUGCUGGCCCAUUUGACUCAAAGUCUAAGAAAAAUGGAAAAUACUCAGGCUUUCCCUUUCUGGUGAGAAUCUGUACUCUAAAAAGGCUUUUCACAUGCUGAAUUGGCAGGAUUGGAGAUGCUUGAGAUGAGAAGAAAGAGGAUGAAGAAGAGUGAAAACAGGUUUGCAGGAUGAACAAAGUUUAAUAAAUUUCUUAAGAGUGUUUUAUCAUCAGAAGAAAUGACAUCACAACAAUGCUGAAUCUUCCAACCCAUGACAUCGUAUAUUUUUCCAUUACUUAGAUCUUUAAUUGCUCUAACCAGUGUUUUGUAGUUUUUUGUGUAUGGAUCUUACCCAUCUUAGGUCAGAUUUACCCUGAGUAUUUCAUAUUUUGGGGUGUUAUUAUAAAUGGUAGUUAAACAUUUUUUAAUUUCCUGUUGUUUAUUGUUAAUAUAUAGAAAUGCAAUAAUUUGUUCUUUUGUUGAAUCAUCCAUAACUUUUUCUGUAGAUUCCAUAAUGCUUCCUACGUAAAUAAUCAUGUGGUCUAAAAAUAAACAUAGUUUUACUUCUCUAAUUUCAA
Messenger RNA from Suricata suricatta (meerkat), 2378 nucleotides. RefSeq names its product putative dimethylaniline monooxygenase [N-oxide-forming] 6. Bases 80 to 1678 code for a protein of 532 amino acids. Gene Ontology annotation, molecular function: flavin adenine dinucleotide binding; NADP binding; N,N-dimethylaniline monooxygenase activity. The record is from RefSeq and is a predicted model, not a curated record. The transcript has 8 exons. Lineage: Eukaryota; Metazoa; Chordata; Mammalia; Carnivora; Herpestidae.